Molecule: messenger RNA, 228 nt
Organism: Mesorhabditis belari
Lineage: Eukaryota; Metazoa; Nematoda; Chromadorea; Rhabditida; Rhabditidae
Source: the annotation of a GenBank genome assembly
AUGAGCACUGCGACAGAUGAUCGAGAAAGAAAGGAAGCCGCCACCCUUUUCGCCAGAGUGAUUAUCCGAGUUGUGUUCGAUCUCUUGUGGACUAUCUGGGGUCUCUGUCUGAUCUACUCGUUCUACUCAUAUCUCAGGGAUCGCCAGUUGUGGUUGGAGGGUCGUGAAACCUGCAUGCCAAAAGUGCCCCAUCCACAUGAUAUGGAAAGUGCUCCAAUGUAUGAGCCU